AUGCCGAACAAUAACAACAACGCAAUGCAUUUAUAUCACGUUUCCGGUGCUUCCACUGCCAACAACUUUUUUCAAAUUCAACGUAUAAUAGAAAAAUACUUUGAAAACAACAAAAGUGAAAAUAACAUUUCCACCGAGACUCUUCCAUUUCUCAAGCAUUUCAAUAAUAUUGUAGAUUUGGUUACUUUUAUAUAUAAAAAAAGAUUGGAAAACGAUUUGAGUUAUGAAAAACACACAACUUUAAUUAUUUAUGAUGUUGACCAGCCCAAAGGCAACGAUACAGAGACAAAUGAUCUAAACUCUUUAAAUUUCCACGAUUUUAAACUAUUGUUUGAUAAUUUUUUUGGUGUUUUACAAUUUAGUGUGGUCCAAUACCAUUCCAUCCUUGAUAAUAAUUACCAACUUUUAAAUGACUUCAUACACAGUGACUUAAGCAUUUACAAGCCUAUUUUAUCCAAUAGAUUAAAUAGAAUAGAUCAUUGGUGCUAUACUAAAGACACCAAAAAUUCGUAUGGAUGUACUAAUUGUAUCUAUUCAAUGUACAAUCAUUUGCUUAAGUCCAUGGAAAUAUCCAAUGACACCACACCUGCUUCUUUGAAAUUACAGAAAAUCUACCAACUAAUUUACACUAACAUAAAUUUCAAGGAAGUUUUAUUAAACCUCUUUUUUAAUAAGACCAGAAAUUCUACCAAUUUGCUAAACGAUUUGACUUCGAAAGUAAAUACGUGGGACUUUAAUGCUUUGGCUUACACCUUAAAAGAAUUAGUUGUAAUAAGUUAUAUAUUGUUGGCCGAUGUAAUGAGUUCAAAUGGAUUAUUGAGUGAUAAUGGCAAUAGCAGCAACAGAUUGUUGGGUUUCAUUUUCAUUACCGAAUCUUUGUAUCAUCAAGGCAACAAGUUCCAUAACUUUAAACACGGUGUGGAUGUUUUACAGGCAACCUAUUGGUUAUGCAAAUGCUUGAACAAUUUUAUUACACCAAUUGAUAAGCUAUUGGUUUGUAUUUCUGCUAUAGGACAUGAUGUUGGACAUCCAGGCACUAAUAAUAUGCUACUAAACGAUAAAAUUUGUCCCAUCUCUAAAGAGUUUUACCACAAUAACAGUGUUUUGGAAAAUUUCCACUCAGAGAUAUAUAUCAAAUUAAUAAAUAUUUCACAAGUCUUAAACAACAAAAAUCUGUUAUCUCAACUGGAGAGCGAUGAUUUGAUUCAAAAAAUCAUCUUGGCGACAGAUAUGGCCAAGCAUGGAGACUUUGUUAAAUACAUUGAUUGCUCACAAAAGGAAACCAAUUCCUCUAUUUUGAAAGAAUUGAUCAUUAAGGCAGCUGAUAUUUCUAACGUUACUAGGCCUUUGUGUGUAUCUGUCAAAUGGGGUGUGUUAAUUGUUUAUGAAUUUAACGAAUGCAACAAAUUGAAAGAAAACAAUGAUAAUAAAGAUAUUAAAACAACACAACUUGAUGAAAAUAAACGCCAGAAACGUGAAGAUUAUGAUACGGAAUUCAUUAUGCCAUCCAGUGUGGAAGAAUGUGUGCAAAAAUAUCCUGGGUUGCCUGCAGGGCAAUUGUUUUUCAUUAACACUUUUGCAUUGGAAUUAUUUGAGAAAUUGAGUGACAAGUUUGAAAAUGAAUUACAUUUCUUGUUAGAAAAUAUAUUAUCAAAUAAAAGAUAUUGGGAAUCACGUACAUGA
This is a messenger RNA of Saccharomycodes ludwigii, 1683 nucleotides long. RefSeq names its product 3',5'-cyclic-nucleotide phosphodiesterase PDE2 (gene PDE2). Gene Ontology annotation, biological process: signal transduction. Lineage: Eukaryota; Fungi; Ascomycota; Saccharomycetes; Saccharomycodales; Saccharomycodaceae. The record is from RefSeq and is a predicted model, not a curated record. The coding region runs from base 1 to 1683 and encodes 560 amino acids. The transcript has a single exon. Gene Ontology annotation, molecular function: 3',5'-cyclic-nucleotide phosphodiesterase activity.